AUGGUCGAUGACAAUUUGCGGGAUAUCCACCGCAGAGCCGCAAGCAGAGCCGCAACCAACGCCCUGAACUUCAGAUUGAUGAGACACGACCAAGCCGCAAAUAAAGGCCCGGCGGUCUCUGUAUUCCUGCAGAUCAUUGGCUGGAAAGCAAAUGGCGGUAAUUUAGCGCGGAAUUACGAAUACGUCGCUAUGGAUGAUUUCAACUUGGCUGAAAAUACGAUGGGCAGACGCUUUCAUCUUCUUCAAGAUCGAUCAUUGGCUGUGAGUCGUGAGAUCGAAUUUAGAUGGUUCUUUAGGCCCACAUCUACGCGGGAUUGGACUAAAGUUGUCAGGGAGCAAGAUGGGAUCUAA
Molecule: messenger RNA, 351 nt
Organism: Paracoccidioides lutzii Pb01
Exons: 2
Coding region: 1-351 (116 amino acids)
Source: RefSeq, a predicted model, not a curated record